GAAAGUUUACCUAGGCUCUAGCCGUUUAGUGACGUUACCCUCUUUCUCUCACACUCACAAUAUACUCCCAUUUGACCCGAGAGACGACUUGCUCUCAAACCACCAUAACCAUGGCUCCCAAGAACCGCGUCAUCAUCGAUUCCGAUCCCGGUAUCGACGAUGUUCUGGCCAUGCUCCUGGCCCUCUCGGCCUCUCCCGAGGAGCUCGAGGUCAUGAUGAUUUCAGUCACAUACGGCAACGUGCCGCUGCAGAGCUGUUUACGCAACGUUGUUGCUCUCUUCCACGUCCUGGAGAAGGAGAUUGCAUGGCGCAGGGAGAACGGCAAGCCCGAGGGUUUUGAAGCGCUGAAGGCUUACAAGCCCAUCGUAGCCGUUGGCGCCGAGCACCCCUUGGAAGACGACGAACUGGCCGCCGACUACUUCCACGGACUCGACGGCCUCCAUGGCGUCCACGACGAGCACCCCCACCUGACACCAGAUGAGAGGUGGAAGUCGCUCCUCCACACGGAGAAGAACCUCGACCACGACCCGUCGCCUUUCUCCGAGUACUUCACCCCAGCCAAGCAGGUCGCGCACAAGGAGAUCCUCCGCAUCCUCAAGGAGAACCCCCCCAACACCAUCUCCAUCUGCGUCGUCGGCCCGAUGACCAACGUCGCGCUCGCCGCAGCCGAGGACCCCGAAACUUUCCUCCGUGUCAAGGAGCUCUGCGUCAUGGGCGGCGCCGUCCACGUCCCUGGCAACAUCACCCCCGCCGGCGAGUUCAACACCUUUGCCGACACCGUGGCGGCCGCCAGGGUAUUCGCCCUGACUUCCCCGACGCCCCGUUCGACGAUGCCGCCCAUCUCGGACAAGCAGUCCACCCUCCCCCCCUACCCGGCCAGGCUGUCAAAAAGGCUCAAGCUGACGCUGUUCCCCCUCGACAUCACCACGCCCCACCUUCUCAACAAGAAUUACUUUACGGAGCGCGUCGAGCCUAUCUUGAAGGCCGGAAGCCCCCUCGGCCAAUGGGUCAACCACUUCAUGUCCAAGACGUUUGAGAAGAUCGAAUCCAUGAGGGGCGACGGCGAGGAGCCCGGCCUCUCUCUGCACGACCCCCUGACCGUCUGGUACCUGCUGACCCAGUCCGACCCCAAGUGGAAGCCCGUUGCGGAGCCGGAAGAUAUCCGUGUCGAGACGUCCGGCCAAUGGACGCGCGGCAUGUGCGUCAUCGACCGCAGAACCCGUGCCAAGUACACCGAGGCAGCCCUCGAGACCAACGAGGCCAACGAUGGCGUCGACGUCCUGACGCUGGCCGAGGUCCCUGGCGACACUGGCGGCUGGCUCAGCACCGGCAGGGGCAACAGGAUCAACAGGAUGGUCGAGUCCCCCGGCGAGGAGCUGUUUGCGCAGGAUCUCAUGAAGAGGAUCUUUGGUUAAGACGGGAACGAGUAGCCCGUGGGUGACAUGGUGCGUGCGGCUUUCGUUCGCUCGUGUCAGCGCAACAGCGUUGAGGGACUGGUGGCAGAUUCCGAAUAGAGGAAAGGCAGGCGCAUACCCCGUAGGAACCCAAUAUCAUUCUCUACCAACCCAAACAUAUUUAACGCCGUUGUUUUGUGUGUGUGUGUGUGUGUGUGUGUGUGCCUGUGCUCUUGCGUGCACGCGUGCCUCGCGGCGGCAAAAGCUCACGUCUUCCCAAC
Messenger RNA from Colletotrichum navitas, 1675 nucleotides. Its product is annotated as inosine-uridine preferring nucleoside hydrolase. Gene Ontology annotation, molecular function: purine nucleosidase activity. The transcript has 4 exons. The coding region runs from base 111 to 1415 and encodes 434 amino acids. NCBI's taxonomy places the organism in Eukaryota, Fungi, Ascomycota, Sordariomycetes, Glomerellales, Glomerellaceae. Gene Ontology annotation, cellular component: cytosol. Gene Ontology annotation, biological process: purine nucleoside catabolic process. The record is from RefSeq and is a predicted model, not a curated record.